UUCGCCGUCGUGCGACGUGGAUGAUGCCACCGCGGCAUAUCCUGAAGCGACCGUCCACAGCCGACAAGACUUCUCGGCCGUCACAGUCAACAACAAACUCUGAUCAUGCGCGAAACGAGAUGAAUACUGCAUCAUGGCGUGAAACGGCCUCAAAGAGUGGCUCGAAAGCAUCGACAUCUCGGCAAUUAUGUCCAAGUGUCGACCAACCACCAGAAGGGAAACCUCCAUCAUCACUGCCACCACCUCCGCCUACACGCCGUUGGGAGACUAGUGCAGCAGCCUCCACUUCCUUUGCACCACAGCUGGCAGCUCCAACGUCAGCAGGAUCUUCAACUCAGCAACAUUCAGCCGCACCAGUUCCCACAUCUCCCCAUCGACAAGCCUCCAUGGCCACGAAAAGUCGUCGUAUAAAUCGGCCAACGAAUAAGGUCAAGGCGACGGCAAGUUUCAGCUUAGCAGAUUUCGUUUCAUCGGCCAAGCAACCUGCAUCAUCGUCGAAGCAAUCACAUUCUCAAAGCACAGGGCGACGGAAUCCCGGCCAACAUCACCACCAGCCAUCACGUGGCAAAGGCCAACCGUCCAACGCACCGCCGACGGUCAAUCUAGCACCCGCAGAUGGUGUUGCAUGUCUGCAUUCUCCUUCCUUGACACCUCGUGCCGAGGCGACAGGGAUCCCUCCCGCCGUCCUUCAACGCCCAAAGAAAAAGAAAUUGUCAACUCUUAAGAAACGAGUGCUAAAGGAUCAAGCAGCGAAGUGGGCAGCGUUCCACAGCCAUACCACUACUUCUGACCAGACGCUGCCAGCAGACGCCGCGACCGCCAUCAGCCCCUCCUUCGUCCGAACGAUUCAAGUGAUUCAUUUGGUGGAUCCAGACGAAGUCCAAGACGACGACGAGUACGCCGACACGCUGGUGGACGUAACGAGUCAAUUCGCCAAGUUUGGCGCGAUCACGUCGCUGGCACUCGACCGAGCGACUGGGACAAUUGAGAUCGAAUACGACGAUGCGGCCAGUGCGACCAAUGCCGCGAUGUCCUUGGACAAUGCUGUGUUUGGUGGGCAGCAUGUGAGCUGUCUUGUCGUUGCUGCAGUCGACGAAGUCGGGAGUGCACAACCGCGCAAUGUGGUCAUCCGUGGGUUUUGCAAUGCCGACGAGAUGGAAGAUCCCGACGAGUUCGACGAAAUCCUGGACGAAGUGCGAACCACAUUCGGGACGACACCACACCCACCGAGCCGCGUUGAGAUCGACCGGUCGACAGGGCACAUCACGCUGGAGUAUGCCACGCCGAAGCAAGCGAAAGAAGUCGCCAGUGCCUAUCACAAUAAGACAUACGGUGGCACUUCUAUCACUGCUGUCUGGUCGGCGCAUGGUUCAGCGCAUACAGAUGUGGGCCUAGCUCAAGCUCUAUCUCCGAACAAGGGCGAGGCUAUCAACGAAUUGCCGCCACCACGGAGGUUGCCCAAUACCCAAGCGAUUCGAGAGUAUGUGGACCAGCGCGUGGACGUUGGUGGUGAAGUGGAAUCGAUGGUGGUGGCGUUUCUAGGCCGAUUGAUGAGUUUACAGGAGCGAGCGCGCCUGACCAACCCCCUGAAAGCCAAGAAGACGCGGAGGCUCGUGUUUGGGCUGCGCGAAGUCAAACGAGGGUUGAAAAAUGGUAAAGUCGUGUGCUUGCUCGUGGCAUACAACAUCGACGAAUGUGCCGCCGAAGGCGGCCUGGACGAUAUCGUCAUGGAGCUCAUCAACUUGGCGCGGGUCCAUGGGAUUCCAGUCAUCUUUUCCCUGUCCAAACGAAAGCUGGGCAAAGCGCUGCUAAAGACAAUUCGAGUGAGCUGUGUCGGCGUGUACAAUGUGGACGGAGCAAAUGAACUGUGGGCCGAGCUCAAAAAGAAAGUGGCAACGCUCCAGUCCCAUCCUGCGCACCCUCUAGAGAACGCCACCGAAGCAGCGGGAGCGCACAAGUCGCUGGACAUGCCUGUGCAAGAUGCACGCUCAUGAGCCGCCGCGACUCCACGCCUGUGCCGCUCAAAAUCCCUCGGGUUUGUCCCAACCGUUGAUGACUGGGAUAAACAUCGACGGCCACAUCGAUUCGUUCCGUUUUGUCGAAAAAAUGGCCAAAUUUCCCACACUGUCGGAAAUAGUGUUAAAUCUAGCUUGCCAAACGUAUGUUGGCGAAUUCACUCACUCUGUGAGCUGCCA
Aphanomyces invadans is the source of this 2195-nucleotide messenger RNA. RefSeq lists its product as hypothetical. Gene Ontology annotation, molecular function: selenocysteine insertion sequence binding; mRNA 3'-UTR binding; ribonucleoprotein complex binding. NCBI's taxonomy places the organism in Eukaryota, Oomycota, Saprolegniomycetes, Saprolegniales, Verrucalvaceae. The transcript is spliced from 4 exons. Gene Ontology annotation, cellular component: U2-type prespliceosome; nuclear speck; commitment complex. The coding region runs from base 21 to 1994 and encodes 657 amino acids. The record is from RefSeq and is a predicted model, not a curated record. Gene Ontology annotation, biological process: selenocysteine incorporation.